AUGGCUACCAGCACUGUAUACGAUCAAUAUUUUGCCUACGAGGCCCGACUUGCAUCAUUCCAAACAGCACAGCCACUUGCGAAACGCAGGACGUCAAACGCGAGUUCAAGGGCUCCUAAGACGAUGAAAUGGCCUCACAAAUCAAUGUCCCCAGAAGAGUUCGCCAACGCAGGCUUCUUCUAUUACCCUGGCCAAGCCAACCCAGAUAACGCUGUCUGCUUCUUAUGCCAUUACUCCCUCGACGGAUGGGAAGAAAACGACGACCCCCUUGUUGAACAUCUCAAGCACUCUCCAGAUUGUGGAUGGGCGAUUGUUGCAGCAAUCGGAAGGCAAGAUGAGGAGCUGAGCAGCGAAUACCCUUCUAGCACAAGGAUGAUUGCUGCCCGGAAAGCUACAUUUACAAAUAAAUGGCCACAUGAGGGAAAAAAGGGUUGGAAAUGCAAGGUCAAACAGAUGGUGGAUGCGGGCUGGAAAUAUACACCAACGGCUGAAAGUGAUGAUAUGGCAACCUGUACUUACUGCGAACUGGGAUUGGAUGGCUGGGAACCAUCAGAUAAGCCCUUGGACGAACACUUUAAUCGUUCCCCAGAAUGUCCUUUCUUCCAACUUAUCAACAAUCACAAACGAAGUCCUGCCGCGAAAAGAAACAAGAGAACAUCAAAAAUUUCUCGUCUCUCGACGCAAUCAUCGAUAACUGCGGCCUCGGAGGCACCCUCUUUUGCGGAUCUGCCAGCAGAGGAAGGAGAUAGCAUUCUCACCACGGCUACAAAUACCACAAGAAACAUGGGGAAAUCAAAGAAGGCACCUGCAAAGGGCCGGAAAACUAGAGCGAAAAAAGGCGAGCCAACUGAGGUGGUGGCACAUCCUGAACCGGAGGAUGAUGGCUUUGAAGUUCAGGUCGAUAUCGCACCAAAACUAGCUCGAGGGAAAAAGAGGAAGAGUGAACAAGAGGACAACAUGGCAGAUAUAACAAUGGAAAGUACUGCACCUCCACCGAAACGGCGUGCCACCAGAACCAGAGGCAGCGCCGCUGUGGAUGACUCUAUGGCGUUGACAGUUGAAGAUGUGCCACAUGCGAAUUCACAACCAAAAGCUAGAAAAGGCCGGAGCUCAACGAAGCCGCCACGGAAAGCCUCCAAUGCAUCUGUAGCACCUCUGAAGACGCUUGUUCCCAACGACGACGAGAUAGACGCGGCGCUGGAGGCAGAUCUGGAAAGGCAUCUAACAGAUGACGAGUGUCAGCUCUCUAAGUCUAUUGCACCUCCCAAGAAAGGUACCCGGCCGACUAGAGUUACGAAAGCAGAUCAUUCUAUGUUCGGGAUCGAGCCGGCAGAGAUCGAUGAAGCUGCAAUUGAAGCAGAACUUGAGGCCAUGGAGGUAGAUUCAAAACCGCUCCCAAAAGCCAAGGGUGCUAAGGGGAAAACACAGCGAAAGCCCUCUGCCAAGCAGCAGGCAGCUGCAAAGAAAGCUGCUGAAGCAGAGGCACAGAGAGAAGCUGAUGAAGAUGCCUCCCGGCAAAUUGCGGAUCAGUUGGAACAAAGCAUCUCUCUUCAUCACUCUUCACCUAUCAUUCAACCUAAGAGACAGAGGGCAACCUCUCGUCAGCCUACCCGAAAGGUAUCAGCUAGAACUACUGGGAAUUCGCGCUUGUCAAUGAACUCAGAUUUCAAUGCUUCGGUUGCUCCCCAUGAAGAUGAUCCUGGUAAUGAGACCGACGACAGCAUGGCCAGUCAGUCAACUGUUGUAAGAGGUGGCUCAAAUCGCCGAGGAAGCACAAUGAAGAAAGGCAAGAAAGCAGCUAGUAGGAAUAUCGAGGAAAUCCUCUACAAAUCGUCACAAACUACUUCCAUCACCCAGCCAGAAGCGUCCGGGAUACCUAUGAAUGGAAGGAUAAUGUCUCAGAGUGGGAUGAGUACUACAGAGGAGAAUUUCCACACGCCUGCUCCGGAAAGCGUGGAGGAAGAACCUAUCCGUAGCACGCCCAUAGUAGACGCACCAGAGCCCUCAGCCGCCGUAGAAACAUCAGACGAUGUUUCUAUACUCAAGAAUGGGUCAUCUUCGCAAUCUAAGACAAAAUCGGCCAAGGCCAAAGUCGUUGUUGAGUUACCUCGAUCACCAACUCCUCCUCCAAAAGAGUCAACACCCUCUGAAUCUCCUCAGUCUUCAGACGCCGAGAACCAUCCACCUUCCUCAAAACCUUCUGCAGCCACCAAGAAAAUCGCCACUCCUCAUUCCACUCGGAAGCGCUCUCCUUUGGCGGCCAUGACACCCGCCAUGUCGCCCUCUAAACGAAAUAUCAUGACAGGUCUACAAACCCUUCAUCCCUGGACAAGUGUUGAUCUAGACACUGUCUUGGCUAAUUCGCCCGGGGGCGAACACGGCGUUGGAAACCUGCGAGAUAUUCUUGGGGAGGAAAUGGAGAGGGCAAAGAGUGGCAUAUUGACUAGCCCGGAGAAGAAAAUGUCAGUCGAGGAAUGGAUUCAUUAUAAUGCCGAGUUAGCGGAGCAAAGACUGAAGACCGAGUGUGAGAGAAUGGUUAGUAGUUUUGAGAGUCAGGGGACAAGGGCCAUGGUGGCUCUUGAGGGUAUUGAAUGUCUCGACUAA
Venustampulla echinocandica is the source of this 2604-nucleotide messenger RNA. RefSeq lists its product as uncharacterized. Lineage: Eukaryota; Fungi; Ascomycota; Leotiomycetes; Helotiales; Pleuroascaceae. The record is from RefSeq and is a predicted model, not a curated record. The coding region runs from base 1 to 2604 and encodes 867 amino acids. The transcript has 4 exons.